AUCUCCCUUCUUCUUUAUCAUCAUAGUAGGGAACAGCCUUUUCAAUGACAGAACGGGACCGGCUUGAUCUUCGAGGACUUCUUCCACCAAAUGUAAUGUCUUCAGAGCAGCAAAUUGAACGAUUUAUGGUUGACCUGAAGAGGCUUGAAGUUCAAGCAAGAGAUGGGCCUUUAGAUUCAAAUGCUUUGGCCAAAUGGCGAAUUCUGAAUAGAUUGCAUGAUAGAAAUGAGACAAUGUACUAUAAGGUUUUGGUUGCUCACAUCAAGGAGUAUGCGCCAAUAGUAUAUACACCAACCGUAGGUCUUGUUUGUCAGAACUAUAGUGGCUUGUUUAGAAGGCCAAGGGGAAUGUAUUUCAGUGCAGAAGAUCGUGGAGAAAUGAUGUCAAUGGUUUAUAAUUGGCCUGCUGAACAGGUUGAUAUGAUUGUUGUUACAGAUGGAAGUAGAAUAUUAGGUCUUGGAGAUCUUGGAGUACAUGGAAUCGGUAUUGCAAUUGGGAAGUUGGAUAUAUAUGUUGCUGCUGCUGGGAUAAAUCCUCAGAGG
Molecule: messenger RNA, 542 nt
Organism: Cucurbita pepo subsp. pepo (vegetable marrow)
Lineage: Eukaryota; Viridiplantae; Streptophyta; Magnoliopsida; Cucurbitales; Cucurbitaceae
Source: RefSeq, a predicted model, not a curated record